This is a messenger RNA of Myotis brandtii (Brandt's bat), 794 nucleotides long. RefSeq names its product keratin-associated protein 9-7-like. Bases 1 to 759 code for a protein of 252 amino acids. NCBI's taxonomy places the organism in Eukaryota, Metazoa, Chordata, Mammalia, Chiroptera, Vespertilionidae. Gene Ontology annotation, cellular component: keratin filament. The record is from RefSeq and is a predicted model, not a curated record. The transcript has 2 exons.
AUGGAAAACAAUAUGAACAACAACAAGGAAAGUUCUGCUCAUUGGUCCAAACUGGGUGGGAGAGCGUAUAAAAGCCCCAGGAUAGAAGGGGAGCCCUCAGCAUCUGAGCAGCCUUGCUGCCGCCCAACCUGCUGUCAGACCACCUGCUGUAAAACCACCUGCUGCCGGCCUAGCUGUUGCGUGUCCAGCUGCUGCCAGCCUUGCUGCCGCCCAACCUGCUGUCAGACCACCUGCUGCCACCCCUGCUGUGUGAGCAGCUGCUGCCAGCCUUGCUGCUGUAGCACUCCCUGCUGCCAGCCCAGCUGCUGUGGGUCCAGCUGUGGCGGGUCCAGCUACUGCCAGCCUUGCUGCCGCCCAUGCUGUGUGUCCAGCUGCUGCCAGCCUUGCUGCCGCCCUUGCUGUGUGAGCAGCUGCUGCCAGCCUUGCUGCUGUAGCACUCCCUGCUGCCAGCCCAGCUGCUGUGGGUCCAGCUGUGGCGGGUCCUGCUGCUGCUCACCCUGCUGCCAGCAAGUUUGCUGCAGUCCCGUGAAUGUCUGCAGAACCUGCUACCGCCCCACCUGCUGCUGUGUGCCUGGGUGCAUAAGCUAUGGCUGCGGAUCCAGCUGUGGCCAGAGCCCAUGCUGUGGAUCCAGCUGCUGCCAGCCUUGCUGCUGUCCAAAAUGGUGUCAGACCACCUGCUGUAAAACCACCUGCUGCCGGCCCAGCUGCUGCUGCCGCCCUUGCUGUGUGUCCAGCUGCUGCCAGCCUUCCUGCUGCUGAUCGCCUCACCAAAUAACCACCAUCUUCACACAAUA